AUGGCGUGGGGACGCAAAUCAUCCAUCGCGGCCGCGCACCAGCAAUCUACUGUCGACAGCGAGAAGCUGCCAUACGAGUACGAGCAAUAUGAAUCAGAAUCGCCCAUCGCUGAGGCGGGCCACCUCGCAGAUCCAGCAGACGAGGAUCACAGUCUGCAGCGUGGCCUUAAAGCUCGACAGGUCACCAUGAUUGCCAUUGGAGGAGCAAUAGGGACCGGGCUCAUCAUUGGAACAGGCUCAGCCCUUGCAAAUACUGGCCCUGCUUCGAUUCUGAUCUCCUACACUAUCGUGGGUAUGCUGGUUUACGUCGUCAUGGCUGCGCUUGGAGAGAUGGCGACCUGGUUGCCUGCGGCUGGCGGUUUCGCUGUCUACGCUUCUCGUUUCGUUGACCCGGCUCUCGGUUUCUCAUUGGGAUACACGUAUUGGUUCAAAUACAUCAUCACAACGCCAAAUCAGUUGACCGCCGGUGCACUGGUCAUUUCGUACUGGAUCGAUCGAGAUCGUGUGAAUCCUGGAGUCUGGAUCACCAUCUUCCUCGUUGCAAUCGUUGCUAUAAACUUUCUGGGAAUCAAAGUGCGUCAACUUAGCGCCAUACAAGUCGGACGAGCUGCUGACGAUUGCUAGUACUUUGGAGAGCUUGAAUUCUGGCUGAGCUCUGUCAAGGUCUUGGUCAUUAUCGGACUGAUCAUUCUCACUCUAGUGCUUGCGCUCGGGGGAGGACCAAAUGGCGACCGAACCGGCUUUAGAUACUGGAACAACCCGGGUGCUUUCAAGGAGUUCGUAGGCCAUGGAGCUGUCGGACGCUUCACUGCUGUCUGGCAGAGUAUGGUCACCGCCGUGUUCGCUUUCCUUGGCACGGAGCUUGUCGGUGUCACUGUUGGUAUGUAGACCUGUGUAUGGGCAGAGUAUGCCGGGCUAACUUGGUGCAGGCGAGGCUCAAAAUCCCCGCAAGAACAUCCCACGAGCCAUCAAGCUUACGUUCUGGCGCAUCGCUGUCUUUUACAUUAUUUCUGUGCUCCUCCUAGGAAUGGUGGUACCGUACAACAGCGACGAGCUUGUCUUCGCUACCAAGUCGAGCACCUCCGCCGCUGCUUCACCUGUAUGUACACUUGCAAGGAUUAUGCUGAAAGUGUCAGCUAACAACGUGCAGUUUGUCGUCGCAAUCAAAAUCGCAGGUAUUGGAGGUCUUCCUGGCUUUCUCAACGCUUGUAUCCUCAUCUUCGUCUUCAGCGCAGCAAAUUCCGAUCUUUACAUCGCUUCGCGCACGCUGCACGGUCUGGCCUUGAAGAAUCAUGCUCCGAAGAUCCUCGCCACUACCAACAAACGAGGAGUACCAUUCUACGCCCUCGGUCUCUCGGCCUCAAUCUGCUGCAUCGCCUUUAUGAACGUGUCCACGUCUUCCACGACAGUCUUCGGCUACUUCGUGAACCUGGUGUCGAUUUUCGGGCUCCUCACCUGGAUCUCUAUCCUGGUCUCGCACAUCUACUUCGUUAAGGCUAGAAGGGCACAGGGUGUCCCAGACGACAGCAGUCAACUGCGCUACAAGUCUCCUUUCGGCUUAUGGGGGUCUUACGUCGCACUUGUGUUCUGUUGCCUUAUUGCAUUGACCAAGAACUUCACCGUCUUUGUGCCGAAGCCUUCGACAUAUGGCAAUUUUGACUACAAGAACUUCAUUGUAAGGUCUGGCAAUCAUCUGAUGUUGACACAUGCUGACUUGAUGCACAGACCGGAUACCUUGGCAUUCCUCUUUAUCUAAUCAUGAUUGUGGGAUACAAGUUCCUCAGGAAGACACACCAAGUCAAGCCUGAAGAGGCUGACCUGUGGUCAGGCAAAGACGUCAUUGAUGCCGACGAGCAGGAAUGGAUUGCCAAGGAAGCGGCAGACAAGGCGAAUGGUCGUGGCAAACGUGGGCUCUACGAUCGUACGCUUGGGUACAUUUUCUAG
Lecanosticta acicola is the source of this 1944-nucleotide messenger RNA. The record is from the annotation of a GenBank genome assembly. NCBI's taxonomy places the organism in Eukaryota, Fungi, Ascomycota, Dothideomycetes, Mycosphaerellales, Mycosphaerellaceae.